UUGUAUUCACAGCGCGACGGGCGCGGCUACGGGCCCGAGGGUUAUGGCGGUGAGGGAUUCGUGCCUCCACCUCCGAUGCACCAUCCGUCCAUGCCGCCACAGAACCAGGGCGGUCCUCCACAGCAAGGCGCGGUGAUGAUGGUGUACGGCCUGGACCCGCAGACCGCCAACGCUGAUAGACUGUUCAACCUGUGCUGUCUGUACGGGAAUGUCGUCAGAAUAAAGUUCUUGAAGACGAAAGAGGGCACCGCGAUGGUACAGAUGGGCGACGGCGUCUCCGUCGAGCGCUGCGUGCAGAACCUCAACAACGUCACCGUCGGCGAGUACACACUCACACUCGCUUUCUCGAAGCAGGCGUACCUGUCCGAGGUGAUGAACCCAUACCCGCUGCCUGACAAGAGCCCCUCGUUCAAAGACUACGUCGGCAACAAGAACAACCGCUUCCUGACACCAGCGUCCAUACACAAGAACAGAAUACAGCCCCGUCGAAGGUGCUGCACUUCUUCAACACGCCGCCAGACGUGUCCGACGAGCAGCUGCUGCAGGUGUUCAAGGACUACGGCGUCACGCCGCCGCACACCAUCUCCAAGUUCCCGCUCAAGAGUGAGAGAUCAUCGUCGGGCCUGAUGGAAUUUCAGAACAUUUCGCAGUCGGUGAUGGCUAUUAUGGCGUGCAACCACGCCACCAUACAGCAUCCAGGUGCGAAAUUCCCGUUCGUGAUGAAGCUCUGCUUCUCAUCCUCGAGACAAAUCGGCCAGGGCAAGGGACAGCAGCAGAAACAGGAGCAAAACCAAAACCCCAACCAGAACCAACGGCAAGGGCAAAAUAACGGCAUGGCCGAACACGAGUACUACUAACGGCGAAAGCGGCGGGUCACUCACACACACAUAUCAAGACGGACGGCAACACACAGACACACACAGGCACACCACAACGAGUGCGGGGGACAGGGGGGAACAGGGGUGGGGACAAACGUUGCCUUUGAAUAAUUGAACUUCCACCCAUUCACCCCAACACAAUAAGUUGCCAGCUGUAUAAAACACAUGGGUGAUGUUUGUUACAAAGGCAACGAAAGUAAUAAUUCCUUUAUAUUUACAAUUUGUGAUCUAGAUCACACUUAUAAAGACAUUAACAGUUAGAUUCUUUAAUAUAAUUUAGUACACAGUAACAUGUUUUUUUUUUUUCAUAAUAUUAUAUGAAUAACACAUUUUUUACAUUUCCAUUUAAUUUUUUUCUUUUUUGUUUUUAUUUUUUUUUUGGUAUGGGGCGUUGCCCCGUCGGAUGCAUUGUGCAUUUUGUUUUUUUUUUUUUGUCGAAACUAGUUUAUUAGGUAUUGGUUAAGUAAUAUUCCCAUUUUAUGAAUUACUGUUAGAAAAAUUUAGUUUAAUACAACAGUGCCAUUUUCAAACUCGACGGUUUUGAUUUAGUAGAGUUUUGAGAAUGGUAUUGCUUACCCGUUCUUGCGGUUUUGUAGUAAAAUUGAUAUUAGUUCGUGAGUAUAUGUUGGUAAUUUUGUUUUAUCUCGUUUUUGCCCCGUUUCGGUUGUUUAAGUUACCCGAAAAAUAUUCGAAAAUCGGUUGUUAUGUAACCGCGAUUGUGAACUCAUACAAGUAAUAAAAAAAGUGGUAUAAGAUAGAAUAUUUGGGUUUUAUUUUGUUUUAAUAUUAGGCAAGCUUGGAGUGUGCAUGUUUCUUUUAUUAUUUUUGCAUGUUAGGGAUGUUAAUAAAAAUUAGACGCCAUCAUUUUUUAACCAUUUUACUCUAAACUGUUUAAGAACCAAAAAUCUAAUUAUAAGAUAUAGUUUAGCACUCUUUAGGCUAGUAGUAAGUGUCAUUGCGAUGUCAAUUAUAUUCGAUUAGUGGGAAAAAUAUGACAGUAAUGGAUUUUCUAUAAAUUUUUCUUAGAAAAUUAACGUUUCGACACAAAAGUGACGAACACACGGUACGCUCUUGGGAUAUCUGAAAUGGAGUUUGUAACAGUUUGCGCCGUUAAUACUUUCGUUCUUAUUUAAGAAUAGAUGUUUGUAUGGUGUGCCCUCGUGCUAGCUUGUCUAUAUUGCUGUUUAUGAUCUCCAAGCCUCUACACUUCCCCCCUACGCCCUAACAUCCGUAAAUUUGCAACACGUCAAUUUUAAUAAUAUUUUAGCGAGCGGAGAACAAUAAACAGUGUUAUAGCCAAUCAUAAAGAAUAGAUAUCUUAAAUAGCUGAAAAUAAAUCAAUGUUAUCAGGUAAAUAGAUGCAUAUCUUUUUCUCUAGAAAUAUUUUCAAAUGGAAAAAAAUAAGUGUUUUAGUGUUAGGAUUUCGAUGUCGUGAUAGCUUACAAUUUUGUGUUUAAGUGUACAGAGAAAUAUAUAAUGCGAAAUUCUUUUUGGAUUGUUAAUAAUUUAUUCCUUGUUUUUUAUGUACGUUGUGGACAAAUGACACUAUUCUACUCUGUUGAACGCCAUGGACUGACACUAUGACUAAUUUUAGUCAUUAAAACUGACUCAGUUUCAGUGACUAAAAUCACGCAUAACAAAAACGCUGAAUUGCUUUACAAAAAUAACACAAGAAACAGCACUCUGGCAUAUGUUUUAAGAAUAUUGUAAUUUUCAUUUUCCUUUUAGUCUCAUUGGAUUAGGUCUUGUAGUUACAAUGUGAACAUUAAAUACAUGUCAACACAACAAUAAUCUUUCAUUUCAUACACGACACGUACAAACGUUUACAAAUUGGAAAUAAAUCUGUACCUAUGUUUACCAACUUGUAAUGUAGACGUAUCUAAUACAUGUUUUAAAAAAUGUUUUUAGAAUAAUUCCGCCCUAUGAAACCUCUUUACCCAUACAAAAUCCCUAUAUUCCAUUUCAAAUGCAAUAUUUUUAUAAAAAGUAUUUUAUAAGUCUUCAAGUAAGCCAAAAUAAAGAAUAUCUUGAUUUUUUUUAACUUUUCAAUUUAGUUACGUCUACAUUAUAUUGAUUUAUUUCUUUGUAUAAAAACACUUUUCAUAUGGUACGGAUUUAUUCGAUUGUUAAACUUUGCCUGCGACUGUACAUGUCACCCUUUCCUGCAUUUUCUAAACAUACUUCUGUCCUUUCCAAACCUAAAACAAAUAACAAAUUCAUAAAAGUGGACCUGCUGAAGAUUUUAUUAUUUUUCUUGUGACAAAUAUUUCUGUUUCUAAAAAAUAUUUUAUUAUUGAUAACUCUAAAAUCUUGCUCAAAUUAGAAUCUCCACUUCACAAAUUAAUAUUUCAACACAUCUCAGUAUAUUCCAACAAAAUGACUUCACACAAAUCAAGAAUAAAAGAAGAAUUGUAUAAAUAAAAGUUUAAAAUGGUGAGAACAAUAUGUCAAUAUGUAAAUAGUAAGUACACAUUAUUCUGAGAUUUUUUUAAAACUUAAUUGUAAAAAUAGAAAAAGUUAUUUAUAGAGCUGCACUCGUGACGCAAAUGUAAAUUGUAUAGAAAUAAAUAAUGUUUUUGA
Messenger RNA from Manduca sexta (tobacco hornworm), 3458 nucleotides. RefSeq names its product heterogeneous nuclear ribonucleoprotein L-like (gene sm). The transcript has 8 exons. Gene Ontology annotation, molecular function: mRNA binding. The record is from RefSeq and is a predicted model, not a curated record. Gene Ontology annotation, biological process: regulation of RNA splicing. Gene Ontology annotation, cellular component: nucleus. NCBI's taxonomy places the organism in Eukaryota, Metazoa, Arthropoda, Insecta, Lepidoptera, Sphingidae. Bases 76 to 627 code for a protein of 183 amino acids.